Messenger RNA from Bradysia coprophila, 1714 nucleotides. RefSeq names its product Rad17 checkpoint clamp loader component (gene Rad17). Gene Ontology annotation, molecular function: ATP hydrolysis activity; chromatin binding; DNA clamp loader activity. NCBI's taxonomy places the organism in Eukaryota, Metazoa, Arthropoda, Insecta, Diptera, Sciaridae. Gene Ontology annotation, biological process: DNA repair; DNA damage checkpoint signaling; mitotic DNA replication checkpoint signaling. The record is from RefSeq and is a predicted model, not a curated record.
AUUUCAUCUGACACAUCCAUUGUUGGUUAUGUUAUUUUGUUGUUUAUGUUAUUUGAGACCGCCACUUGACUUAAUUUCGUUAGAUUUAGUUAGUUUAGUUACAUGAUUUUCUUCGAUCUGAUCAAUAAAAUAUGAGCGGAAAGCAGCAAAAGUGGUUUACAUCAAUAUUUGGCAACGAAAAUGAAGAACCAACGCAGCCGGCUCAGAAACGUCAACGCCUCAACAGGACUGCUUCACAAAAUUCAUUGAAAAGCAACGAACGGAAAAGCCCAUCCAGUACGUUUGUCGACAAUUCACCGACUACUCACAGCAAUUUCUCGUCGUCAAAUUGGACUGAAAAAUUUGCACCCCAGUCAAUCGACGAUCUGGCCGUUCACAGCAAAAAGAUUGACGAAAUUCGCGAUUGGAUUAGGAAAUGGGAAGCGGAUAAUGCAAGCGGAAGUGUGUUGUUGUUGACGGGUCCGUCAGGCAGCGGCAAAACUGCAACGAUCCGUUUGCUUGCCAAGGAAUUCGAUUUCGACAUCUCCGAAUGGAUUGUUCCGCUUGACGUUGAUUUGAAUCGUAACAACAAAGACGACAAUGACAUGGGAGUCACGUACACCGAAACGCAAUACGACAAAUUUUCGAACUUUUUGUACCGAUCGUCCAGAUAUGUGUCUGUGUUUGCCAGUCAACGUAAACGGUUACUGUUGGUCGAGGAUUUCCCAAACAUUUUCCUCAAGGAUCCGGAGAAGUUUAACGAACUGCUGGGAAAUUACGCGAUGUACGGUAAGUCACCUCUAGUAUUUAUAGUCACCGACACCAAGACCAAAAAGCUGGACAUAAGCUACAAUUUAUUCGGAGACGCCGUCCUUGAAUCCAACAAAAUAACCAAAAUUAGUUUUAAUGCCGCAUCCACUGGCCUUCUGAAAAAGUGCCUGAAGCGAGUAAUGUCGAUCAUGUCUACGACUGGUCUCUCAUCGGUGCACAAGCAACCGUCCAAUGAGCUGGUCGAGAGCAUAAUUUUUACAUCGAACGGAGACAUACGGAACGCGGUAAUCAAUCUUCAUUUCGCUACGCAAAAAAAUAGUGGUUCGUUGGACGUCAAGGCUGUGCACACAACGUCCAAAACUAAAGGGACCAAGAAAAACAAUAAAUUUCGAUCGCUUGGCUGCGAUGAUUCCAUUUCGUUUAUCCACGCUCUGGGUAGAGUGUUGAAUCCGAAAUACAUGGAUCCACCUCCACCCAGUGGCCUGAAGACACUGCAACAUUCGCCGGAACAACUAGCUACCGACUUUUUGUCUCAGCCGUCGAAGUUCAUUUCACUGCUGCACACAAAUUACGUUUGCCAUUUCCGAGACAUUGACGAUGUUUUGUCAGCUGCUGAUUUGAUGAGCCAAUCGGACAUCUAUUUGAACGAAUGGAGGGACGAAUCGAUGUCAGAGAUUGGUCUUGCAUUAGCUUGUCGUGGUGUGAUGGUUAGUAAUGAAAAUCCGGCAUCGGGCUGGAUUCCCGUUAAAGGACAGAAGAAGUUCAAUGAAAGAAAAACGACUCAUCUUGAUCAGAUGACCAAAUUUGGGAUGUCUACAUCCAGUGUGUCGUCAAAUGUUUGGGCAUCCGAUUGUCAAACUUUUGUUAGUAUUAUUAAGAAAAGAGAUUUGUGAGUAUGUGUAUUGAGAACGUCAAGAACGAAGUUCAAUCUGAAUGAAAGAAUUAAAAGAAGCAAACGUUUAAA